UGCUGUCUUGAGUUCGAAUUCGUUUGAUUUCUGAAAUAACAUCCUUUUUCAGUCAGUGCUUCUAAGACCCAAAAAAAAAAAAAAAGGACCCAGUACAAUUUAAAAUUUGUGAGUUUACUUCACUUUAAGGUAAAUUCAUUAACACUUUAGUAUGAAAAUACAUACAUUAUAUACAAACACAGAUAAGAUCCUAUACAUAUUCCCAACAGUCAGCACAUUGUGCUUGACAGAUUGCUUACUCUAUAAAAUACUAGUUUAAUCAAUUCUAAAAUAAAUCAUUUAGUCUUAUAAAAAAUAAUUGAAAAAGAGUCUCUUCAGAAAACUAAGAAAGAGAAAAGGCUUUCUUUUCCUUCUGUUGCUGGAUAGUUAAACAAGGAAUUCCUAGGAAAGAUUAUGGUUCUCGGGUAUCCAAUCAAUUAAUCCCUCAAAUAGGGGAAGCCUAAGUGGAAAGGAAAGAGCAGGGUGAGGUGUAAGGGGGGAAGCCACAAAAUUGAAAGCUUUGCUCACUUGUUCCAAGGCUUGUUUAGCAAGCAGCGAGUGGAGCGCAUAAGCCCCUUUGGAGAUAGAGGUGAGAACUACACAAGCUCGUAAGUAAAGAAUGGAACGUAGAGAAAGAGAGGAGAGAGAAGAAGAAGAGAGAAAAUUGGUGAAGUAAUGGGAGUUGAACUUAUUAGCAAAAACAAUUUUAAUGACAAUUAUUAUAAUAGUUAUGAGUUAUUCCUGAAACAACCGAAAGCCUUUGUGAUGCAGAAUGCAUAUUAUUAGUUUUCCUAAUUCUACUUGGAUUAGUUUUCCUAUCUCUUAUUAGCUAAUUUGUUUUCCUAAUUCUUAAAGAUUCCUUCUUGUUAAAAGGAUCUCUUAUUAGUUAAUUUGCUUUCCUAUUUCUUAAAGUCUACUUUUCCUAGAUUAAAAAGGGUUUUGCCUCUAUAAAUAGAGUUGUUUGUAAUUUUUUAAGGCAGACUUGAUUAAUGAUAAAUUUCCUUACUUUAAACUCUCUGAUUCCUUCCCUUUCCCUUAGUCUCUUCGAUCUCUAGUUCUUCUCCUUGAUCCCUUAUUUCUUCUAUGUUCUAUUGCUCAAGCGUUUACUCUAAACUUACGGGCUGUUUACUCUAAACCUACGGGCUGUUCUACAUCAAUUGGUAAUCAGAGCUCCCUCGCUUUCGUUUGCGUUUGCUCUCUCCCAUGGCACCCCAAACCGUGGCCAGCCUUGCAGAACAAUUUUAUGCGUUCCAAGACAAAGUUUCUGACGAUAUAACUGGCAUGGAAACCCAACUCUCCAAACUCAGCGUUGACCUCAAAGACGAGUUGGUACAGGCUCCCACACAUCGUGUGAAGACGGACCUGGCCAUCACCAAACUCCAAGACUCCGUUCAGUUGCUUAUCAAUCACUUUCAGGCUGGAGAUGCUGAACCUUCUUCUACCUCCGCAUUGCUCUCGAGUUCCUCUACGCCAACACCAAAAAGUGGCCUUCUGCCCAAUCCACCAGUGGAUCAAAAACUCAAGGCCGUGCCAUACGGCAUGCCUCAUAGCUCCACUGGGCUCUCGCUUGAUGAUCCCAAGGCUCAAUUGGAGCCCCCCUUUUCUUUUGGGUCUUUGCCACCUGCCCAUUAUACCCAACACACAACGGGCCCUUCUACAGUUCCACAUGAUCAAGGCACUCAUCCCCCUCGCCAAUUUGACAACGAUGUCAUCCGCCUCAUCAAGCCUACCGCUCCUACUUUUGAUGGUCGUGGGGAUCCUACGAUGUUUCUUGACUGGGUUCAAGCCAUGGAAGAUUAUUUCUCCUAGUACAACUUGACAGAUGCUCAUAAACUUCGCAUUGGUAAGAUGACGCUACAGGGAGCCGCUAGACAAUAUUGGAAUUCGGUGGAGGAGCAACUAUAUCAAUUUGGACAGCCGCCUGUGACUCUAUGGGACGAGAUGAAAUUAAAGCUUCGCGAACAAUAUCUUCCCACCUUUUAUCGCCAUCAAUUGUAUGAUCAAUUAUGGACCCUUUCACAAGGAAGUUUGACUGUUACUGAAUUCCACGCUCGUUUUAUUGAACACAAGAUACGUGCAGGGAUUCGUGAAGAACCCGACAUCACUAUGUCUCGCUUUAUCCAUGGUCGAUAUCAGGCGUGAAGUCCGUUGAUUCCGUCCGCAUAUCUUGGAAGAUGCAUGUUGCCAUGCACCGGAAGCUAAAACUUUUUGGGGCCCACAACGUAUAUAUAUUGGGUAUUCCGGGCUCUCUUCCACUCCUACUCCAAAUCGUCGUACUCCUAGCUCCACAUAUGGCGUUGCCGGUCCACAUGCUCUUACGGUAUCCACAAUAGAAAAAGGACCAGCCCCAUACACGGCUGCUCACAUCGAAUGCUAUCGUUGCCAUGCUAAGGGCCACAUCGCCUCCCGUUGUCCACACCGAACUUUAACCAUUAGCUCCCUCCAUGAGGACUCUUGUGUGGACAUGUAUGUGGAGCCCCUUGAACCUAUUUAUGAUCCAGAACUUGAUAAUUGCUAUGAGGAGGCGUUUCACCAAGUGAGUGUCAUGCGUUGUAUUUAUUUAGCAUCUACACCUCCACCUCUUGAU
Molecule: messenger RNA, 2566 nt
Organism: Prunus persica (peach)
Lineage: Eukaryota; Viridiplantae; Streptophyta; Magnoliopsida; Rosales; Rosaceae
Exons: 1
Coding region: 1183-1788 (201 amino acids)
Source: RefSeq, a predicted model, not a curated record